Raphanus sativus (radish) is the source of this 896-nucleotide messenger RNA. Its product is annotated as NDR1/HIN1-like protein 1. The record is from RefSeq and is a predicted model, not a curated record. NCBI's taxonomy places the organism in Eukaryota, Viridiplantae, Streptophyta, Magnoliopsida, Brassicales, Brassicaceae. Gene Ontology annotation, biological process: defense response to other organism. The transcript has a single exon. Bases 99 to 734 code for a protein of 211 amino acids.
AUAAAAAGUAUAAAGCAUACAACACAUCAACCAAAAACUAACAAAGCCUCUUAACAAUUUCUCCACCACCGCCGGAGAAAAAAAACCACCACCAUACCAUGACCUACAAAGACUGUGGCUCCCAUAGUCACUCUCGCCGGAAACUAAUCCGUCGAAUAAUAUGGUCAAUAAUCAUCUUCCUCUUCAUAAUCUUCCUCACAAUCCUCCUCAUUUGGGCAAUUCUCCAACCUUCAAAGCCAGUUUUCGUCCUCCAAGACGCCACCGUCUACGCCUUCAACGUCUCCGGCAAUCCACCGAACCUCCUCAGCUCCAACUUCCAAAUCACUCUCUCUUCCCGGAACCCUAACUACAAUAUCGGCGUUUACUACGACCGUCUUGAGGUCUACGCUAUUUACCAGAACCAGCAGAUCACUUACCGAACAUCGAUCCCUCCGACGUACCAAGGACACAAAGAAGUCAACAUCUGGUCGCCGUUUGUCUACGGAACCUCCGUCCCCAUCGCUCCUUUUAACGGCGUUAGUCUUGACGGCGAUCAAGAAAGCGGCGUCAUUAGGUUGGAUAUUCGUGCUGACGGCAGAGUGAGGUGGAAGGUUGGGGCGUUUAUCACAGGGAAGUAUCAUCUUUAUGUGAGGUGUCAGGCGUUAAUUAACUUCGGUAAUAAAGCUGCCGGAGUUAUUGUCGGAAAUAACGCCGUUAAGUAUACGUAUGCUCAGUAUUGUAGUGUUAGUGUCUAAAACUGCAACGGAGCGAAAGCAAGUAAGCUAAGGUCUCCGUUAGAAUAUUAUAUAUGAUGUGAAUUGUACAUUUUGCUUAUACGAUAGCAAAUUAUUAAAGAUCCGUGAUGUUGUUGUAACGAGUUAUGAGAAUUUAAAUAUGAAUACUUUGUUAUAGUUAAA